GCCAUCGCGCACAGCAGCAAGCUCCGGGAAAGAGAGGAGAGCGCGAUAGUACUUCUUCGUUUGCAACACUCGAUGUGUGAUUUGCCGUUUACGCACGUUGCGACUGCGUGACUCUACUUGCGGGUUAACUUGCCGCCGCCACUUGGUCUCACACACCUGGGUCCGCGAAACCGGGAGUUACGGCGGAGACACACGCAACGCACGCACGCGGAUAGAGAAAAAGAAACAACCACGCGCGCACGGGUUAUAUAUCAACGGGAUACACCAGGAUGAGCGAGAAUGGAGGCGGUGCGGAGAUCGCGGUUCAGGCGGAAGACGCGAACAGGGCGGAAUUGUUCAAGGAGGAGGCGAACGAACACUUCAAAAAUCAAGCGUACGACAAAGCUAUUGAACUUUAUACCAAAGCCAUAGAAUUAAAUCCAACGUUGGCCGUGUACUACGGCAACAGGAGUAUCGCUUACCUGAGAACGGAAUGUUUCGGAUACGCGUUGACGGACGCCUCGAAGGCCAUCGAAUUAGAUAGGAAUUACGUGAAGGGUUAUUAUCGAAGAGCGGCGGCUUACAUGUCCCUCGGUAAGUUCAAACUCGCGCUCACGGAUUACAGGACUGUGGUGAAAGCGAGGCCGAAUGACAAAGACGCGAAAGACAGGUACACCGAGUGUUGCAAGAUGGUCAAAAUGUUGGCCUUCCAGAAGGCCAUCUCGGUGGAGGACAAGAAAAACAUUGCCGACAUGAUCAAUCUUGAUGCCAUGGCUAUCGAGGACGAAUAUACGGGGCCUAAGUUGGUCGAUGGCAAGGUCACUCUGGAAUUUAUGCAGGAACUGUUAGAAUGGUACAGAAACCAGAACAAGCUGCAUCGAAAGUACGCUUACAAAAUCCUGCUUGAUAUUAAAUCGUGGUUCAUGGCACAACCAAGUCUAAUCGACAUAACGAUACCUAAGAAUAGUAAAUUCACAAUUUGCGGCGACAUACACGGCCAGUAUUACGACCUGCUUAACAUAUUCAAAUUGAACGGUCUGCCGUCGGAGACAAAUCCUUACCUGUUCAAUGGAGAUUUUGUCGACAGAGGAUCGUUUUCCGUAGAAUGCAUCUUCACGUUGUUCGGUUUUAAGUUACUAUAUCCCAACCACUUUUUCAUGUCAAGAGGAAACCACGAAUCCGCGACGAUGAAUCAAAUGUAUGGAUUUGACGGCGAGGUGAAAGCUAAGUAUUCCGCCCAGAUGGCGGAAUUGUUUACAGAAGUUUACAACUGGCUGCCUCUCGCGCACUGUCUCAACAACAAAGUUCUUGUGAUGCACGGUGGAUUGUUUUCGCGAGACGACGUGACGCUGCAGGAGAUCAGAGAGAUCGACAGAAAUCGGCAGCCACCCGAUGAAGGUCUGAUGUGCGAGUUGCUGUGGUCAGAUCCGCAGCCACAGAUGGGCCGAGCGCCUAGCAAGAGAGGCGUGGGCGUUCAAUUUGGACCGGACGUCACGCAGAACUUCCUUAGAACAAACUCGCUGGAUUAUAUCGUGAGGAGUCACGAAGUGAAGAACGACGGAUUCGAAGUCGGACACGACGGGAAGUGUAUCACAGUAUUUUCCGCUCCAAAUUACUGUGAUACGAUGGGUAACCGAGGUGCCUUCAUCACACUUAACGGCGAUGACAUGAAACCCUCUUUCACAUCGUAUGAAGCAAUGCCUCAUCCAAACGUAAGGCCAAUGGCUUACGCUAAUUCGCUACUAAAGUUCGUGUGCUAGUGGAACAUCCUUAGUUAUUAUUGAUAAAUAAAUAAUAAUAAACUGAAGUGUGUGUAUAAGUAGCCCAAUCAAAGUGUGCGUAAUAUAUUUGAUAUCAAGAUGGAGAAGGUAAGAAAGGCACCGUAGACUUCUCCGUCAAACGAUAAUUAUUGUAUUCUUUUUAGGAGAUCAUUAACGAAUUCGUACUGUAUCGCGUGAGAUACGACGAGAAUAUUCAUUAUAUAAAUACAUAUAUAUAUAUAUUAUAUAUAGUAUUGACGGGUACAAAAGCGAGAAAGGUUUGCUUAUUUUUGCAACGCGGGAGAACGCAGUUUGGUACGGGUUUUCUUUUCUUUUUUUUCUCAUUCGAGAGAUGAGAGAAAACAAAACCUGGCUCGUCAUUUACUAUGCGAUUUGUGUUCCUUCGCAAUGAAGUAAUAACGCAAGUAAUAAUGCGCGUAAAAAAAAAAGAAAAAAAAAACUAUUUCUAUUUUGUACCCUCAAUUGAUGAGACCAUCUUGUUCGGUAAAAGAUACAUCUCUUACAUUACACACACGGUACGAACACACACACACACACACACGAACAACACACAUGUACACAAAGAGAACAGAGAAUCUUGAUCUCAGAGAUCUCUCCAUGAAGAGUUUUAACUUAUAUAAUACACUAUUUAUAUAUAUACGCAAAGUGAAUUGCAUAUGUAAUCUACGUGAGUUACAUAUACGUGUAACGUGAAAACCAAGUUGCAAUACAAAUUACUUGAUUGUUCGAACGACCAAUCGGUGGGGGGAUUUUGGUGGAGAACGACGAUUUAUUAUACACAGAUGAUAUACAUAUUAAAAGCAAUUUAGCAUAAUUAUGUAGUACAACAACGUUCCAAGCCAAUCGCCGCACCCUGUCACGUUAUUUGUGACGAACUUUUUUACAAAUCCAUCGGAGGGAUUUCUUUGAUCUCUGACUCACGUUUGUUUUUUUGUUAAUAUAAAAUAAAAAUGAUG
Molecule: messenger RNA, 2716 nt
Organism: Pseudomyrmex gracilis
Lineage: Eukaryota; Metazoa; Arthropoda; Insecta; Hymenoptera; Formicidae
Gene: PpD3
Product: serine/threonine-protein phosphatase 5
Exons: 7
Coding region: 270-1739 (489 amino acids)
Cellular component (GO): nucleus; cytosol
Molecular function (GO): protein binding; protein serine/threonine phosphatase activity
Source: RefSeq, a predicted model, not a curated record